Molecule: messenger RNA, 741 nt
Organism: Fonsecaea monophora
Lineage: Eukaryota; Fungi; Ascomycota; Eurotiomycetes; Chaetothyriales; Herpotrichiellaceae
Exons: 3
Coding region: 1-741 (246 amino acids)
Biological process (GO): peptidyl-proline hydroxylation to 4-hydroxy-L-proline
Cellular component (GO): endoplasmic reticulum
Molecular function (GO): procollagen-proline 4-dioxygenase activity; L-ascorbic acid binding; iron ion binding
Source: RefSeq, a predicted model, not a curated record
AUGACGCCAGUUGGGACAUUGCCUCUCGUACUGGUACCCGUGCUGGCGACGAUUAUCGGCGUCGGGCACUUGUACUCUGAUUGGAACCUUUUCCCUAAGAUCCCUUGGUGGUAUACAUACAAGACUUCAUCACCCCGCAAGAAGCCUCUCAUCUGGUCCAGCUCGCUGUUGGGGCUACUAAGAGCUUUUUACGAUAGCGAACCCCGUUUCAAGCCCUCCGUCCUAUGGACUGACGAAGGCAAAGUCCACCGAGACUCGGCGUACCGAUCCUCCAUGACGGCCAAGCUGCCCAGGGACAAGAUCAUCCAGCAGAUUGAAGAGCGCGCACAGGCUUUCCCUUUCUACCAGCCCGUCGGCGAUUUCCAACCCUUGGUGGUGCAGAACUACGGCAUUGCAGGACAGUAUCGAGACCAUUACGACUGGUACGGCGACGCCAACGCGGUCGGUGGCAACGUCGCGUCGACCUUCUUCGUGUACAUCCACGCAAAUUGUACCGGGGGAGGUACAAACUUCCCUCGACUGAAGCCACCGCCCGAGGAGGAAGAGUGGUGGUGCCAGUUUGUCGACUGUGACCGUCCCAUCGACGACGGGGUCACCUUCAAGCCCAUUCAAGGCAAUGCCGUGUACUGGGAUAAUCUCAGCGGCGAUAGCAAGGGUAACCCGCAAACCCUGCACGCUGGAAUGCCCGUGACCUCGGGGAACAAGAUGGGCCUGAACAUGUGGACCUGGCAGUCAACCUGA